CUUAUAACAAUAAAGAUCGUAAAAUAAAAAGAAAAAAAAUAUUUCGAAAUUUCAAUAGAUUUUUUUUUUAAAAUCAUGAGAAUAUUAUUUACUGUGAUAUUAUUAAUUCCAAUUGGAGUUCUAGGACAACUUGGAAUUAAAACAAAACAGCAUUCUGCACAAAAUAAUCAAGCAUAUGAAUUAUAUUCAUUAAAUCAUUAUCAAAAUGUUAAUCAUACGGCUGGAGGUAGUGUAAAUUAUACAUAUGGUGCAGGAUCAUCAAAUAAUAUUAAUAAUUAUGAUAUGCAAUAUCCACCUUUACAUCAUGGUAGCGGUGGAAGACCGCAACCAUAUCCUGGACAACCUAAUAGUGGAUCACUUGUUGUUGUUGAUAAAACAGUAAAAUUUUUGAAUGAAACAAGAUCUAAAAUGGCAUCUGGUGUCUGUUAUAAGGAAGUUAAAACUGUAACAUUAGUAUCAGCUGGGGAAAUACCAAAAGGAAAUGGGUCAGAUCCAACACUUAGUAAAAUUCGUGUAUGUUGUGAUGGUUAUGAAAGAAACGUUCAUAAUUUCUUACAAUGUGAUCCAAUAUGUAAGAAUGAUUGCAUAAAUGGAAUUUGUGUUGCACCGGAUGUUUGUGUAUGUUAUCCAGAUCAUGUACGCAAUUACGCUGGAUAUUGUUUACCAACAUGCCCAAUAGGUUGCGGUAAUGGUGUAUGUCAAGAUGACGGAUCCUGCUUAUGUAAACCAGGCUAUGAAUUAGAUCAUUUUAGUAAGAAAUUCUGUGCACCAGUUUGUUCAAAUGGUUGCCGUAAUGGUAAUUGUACAGCACCAGAAGUAUGCGAAUGUUCUAAUGGUUUUGAAUUAAGUGAUCAUGGUUCAUGUGAUCCAAAAUGUGAUAAUUGUGAGAAUGGUAAAUGUAUUGAACCGGGUGUUUGUACAUGUUUAAGCGGUUAUCAAAGAAAAAAUGAUAAAUGUGAACCAAUUUGUACAAAGGAAUGUAAAAAUGGUUUUUGUGCUGCACCAGAUAUAUGUGGUUGUAAUCCAGGAUGGGUACUUGAUGCAUCUGCAACAAAUUGUGUUGCACAUUGUGAUCAACCAUGUUUAAAUGGAUUUUGUUCUGGUAACAAUGUUUGCUCUUGUCAUACCGGUUAUAUACAAGAUGAAGUUAAUCCAAAUUUGUGUAGACCACAUUGUCCUGGCGGUUGUCCAAAUGGUUUUUGUACAAGUCCUAAUUAUUGUAUUUGCAAAGCUGGAUUUGUUAAGAGUGGCGUUAAGGGAAGAACACAAUGUACUCCAGUUUAAAAUUUCCCCGAAAUCAAAAUAUACGUAAUAUUAUGAUGUACAUAAUGUCUAAUAAUUAAUUAUUAAUU
Condylostylus longicornis is the source of this 1352-nucleotide messenger RNA. RefSeq names its product epidermal growth factor-like protein. The coding region runs from base 76 to 1284 and encodes 402 amino acids. Lineage: Eukaryota; Metazoa; Arthropoda; Insecta; Diptera; Dolichopodidae. The record is from RefSeq and is a predicted model, not a curated record. The transcript is spliced from 5 exons.